Messenger RNA from Diabrotica virgifera virgifera (western corn rootworm), 1365 nucleotides. RefSeq lists its product as uncharacterized. NCBI's taxonomy places the organism in Eukaryota, Metazoa, Arthropoda, Insecta, Coleoptera, Chrysomelidae. The transcript is spliced from 2 exons. The record is from RefSeq and is a predicted model, not a curated record. The coding region runs from base 764 to 1333 and encodes 189 amino acids.
UACUGACAACUCAUUGGCACUUCUGCUACACUGAAGCUACCGAUUCUAAAUGAACCGCAAGCAGUACGUAAAUGAUUGUUUGAUCAUGUUUGUGCAUAGUAAUUAUUUGUAAGUAGGUAUGCAUGGUCAUUAGAUAACAACAAUGUUGCAAAUAACCAUUAUUUUAAUUAUUCAUUAAAACAUUUUUCUUCACAAUUAGAUAGAUAGCAACAAAGUAAUAAAUAAGGUAUUUUUACAAUAAUUGGAUUCUAAUUAUAUAUAUGCAAAAUUAUUCAUUAAAACAUUUUUCUUGUCAAUUAGAUAGAUAGCAACAAAGUAAUAAAAUAAGGUAUUUCACAAUAAUUGGAUCCUAAUUAUUUUAAAAUAAGUGGAAUUGCAUAGAUAUGCUUAAACAAAAAAACAAUUUGUAAUUAAUGACCAUUAGAUAACAACAAUGUCACAAACACCAAUUAUUUUAAUUAUUCAUUAAAACAUUUUCUUGCAAUGCACUUAUUAGAAAAAAAUAUGUAAUAUAAUUGCUUUGUUUUCCAAUAAGUGCAUCUCAUUAAAAAUGUUUUAUGUAGUAUUUUAGUAGGUAAUAGAUAAAAUUUUGAUAUAUAUAUAUAUAUACAGGUGCCUGCAAACGGAUAUGAUAUUAUACCAAUAACAGGUUGAAAUAAGUACUAAGUGAGUAACAUUUUGUCAUUGUUGGUGUAUUCAUCGUGGUCUCAUUUAUUGUCACUGUUUUAUUUAUUGUUUAUUGUUGUUCUUUUCUAUAUAUAAAAUGUCUGGUGUACCAUGUACAAUUUUGGUAUCCAUAGAAGAUAGAUUAAAUUUCCCCACGAAAAUGGCUCUAGUAGUCAUAAGGCAGCUAUUCAGAUAUGGUUUAAGAAGCAUAUCUCUCCGGAAUGAUAGAAUCUUAAUAGACUUAGUAUAUAACCCAAAGUCCACAACGCUGUCGAGAAAAUUUGGUAACUUACCAGUAAAAUAUAUCCGUAUGCAAAUAAAUGAUUCUAAUGAGAUAGGAUUGUUUGAAAAAGCAAUGAAGAGAUACUACUUUGACUUAGAGGAGGAGACAGAAGCUCUUCCUCCUCCUCCUACUACUACUCCUUCUAUUAAAUCAAUUCAGAAGGAACCUUUAAAGAAAAAAUUGAAGAGGAGAGUAACACAGCAUGUUGAGUCCAUUGAACUUGAUCAAAAUUCACAAGUGUGGUCAUUUGAUGAACACAUUAUAGAUGAUGAUGAUGAUAAAGAAGAUCAUACCAGAAGAGCGACAAUAAGUGAGACCAGAAAUGACUACGGCGACGACGAUGACGAUGACUGCACCACCACAUUGAUACCUCCUACGGAGUAAUUUUGUAUUAAUAUAUAUAUAUAUAUAUAUAU